AUGCAAGUUAAUAGAACUCUCAGUAUUGUUGGUGGAACUUUUGAGAUUAUUUCAUCUGGGACCAAUUUCAAAUAUCACAAGAACUUGAGGAUGAUGAACAACUACAAAGUGGAGACGAUUGAUGAUGGAUUGAAUGAGUUCCAUGUUGAAUUUCAAGGACCAAAAAUAUUUGGUUGUAACUUGGCAGCUUUUUAUGAGGGAGGUGUAUGGAAGGUAAGGGUGACGUUUUCAAAUGAUUAUCCUUAUACAUCUCCAUCUAUUGGCUUUAUCAACAGGAUCUACCAUCCGAAUGUUGAUGAAACGUCAGGUUCAAUCUGCUUAAAUGUCCUCAAUCAGACAUGGAGCCCAAUGUACCAACUGCAAAAUGUGUUUGAUGUCUUUCUACCACAACUUCUUACGUAUGCGAACCCAUAUGAUCCACUGAAUAGAGAAGCUGCUAAACUAAUGAUGCGCGAUCUUACUGCUUAUGAACAAAAAGUGAAAGAGCAUUGUCAGACAUAUGCAAAGAAGUCGGAAGCCGUUGUUGCCAAAGAAGAGGAGAAAUCUAGCGACAUGGAGCUGAGUGAGGAUGAAUGUGACUCUGGUGACGACGAAGCUGCUUGUCAAAUGAUCAUUGAUUGAAUGCAAUAUAAUUAUGCUUUUUCUAGGAAUCUGUCUUGGAAAAUGAUGAGACAUUCAGCUUCUGGCAAAUUAAACCCUUAAUAAUGCUCGUCAAAACAUUAAACAUUCAUGCCCCUCAAUUUAGUUUUUAAAUCUAUCAAGUUUCGGAUAUUUGUUGCUUGUUUACAGAUUGAUAUUUGUUUAGUUGGAAACUGUUUAUGAUCAGAGUAGCCUGCUUUGCUUUGGGUGUCGAGGAUGAACCUGAGGUUUGAGGGUUCUUCUUACUGGUGCAUAGAUGCCUGGUGAAGGGUGUUUAUUGCAGAAAUGACU
Messenger RNA from Tripterygium wilfordii, 930 nucleotides. Its product is annotated as ubiquitin-conjugating enzyme E2 4-like. NCBI's taxonomy places the organism in Eukaryota, Viridiplantae, Streptophyta, Magnoliopsida, Celastrales, Celastraceae. Bases 1 to 621 code for a protein of 206 amino acids. Gene Ontology annotation, biological process: ubiquitin-dependent protein catabolic process; protein polyubiquitination. The transcript is spliced from 6 exons. The record is from RefSeq and is a predicted model, not a curated record. Gene Ontology annotation, molecular function: ubiquitin conjugating enzyme activity. Gene Ontology annotation, cellular component: nucleus.